UAUGUGAAUCGUAAAAUGAUGGAAAAGUAAAUGAAAGAGAAGCAAUUUACGUUAAGUGAGUAUGUAAAGGGAAAGGAGAGGAAGGAAAAGAGGCAGAGGAAUAUAAAAGUAGUGUCGGUGCCCGCGGUAAGGUUCGCGCGUUGAAAAUUCAACCAAGGAAGAGAGGAGAGAAAAAAGCAACGGUUCUAUCGUCCCGGUAGAUCGAUUGUUUUUUUAGUGGGGUUUCCGCGAUAGUUCAGGCGGUAACCGGUAGCUGCCUCCUAGUCGGUGGUUCGACGUGAACGAGGCGCAACCGAAAAUCCGGUAAAAUAAAUCGACGACGCGAGUGUGAUUAUGCUCAACCAAUAUGCGUUGGGAUGUAUCGCCCGUUCGGCCGCGUUGUGCUCGGUGUGCUUGGUGUGACGUGUGAUUAGCCGCCUUUCUUCAUACGCGAUUCAGUGGUAUACGAUGUGGUGUUCGGCGACGGUCCUGAUCUUUAUAGCCGUUGUCAUCAGUGGUGUCCGCUAUCGAGGCUCCUACUCCUCCUUCUCUUCGUCGUGGUCGUCGUCGUUGUUGUCGUCGGCGUGCGUCGCGACGCAAAAAUUUAAUCGCGAGAGCUCCGUUGCCACCCUCUUCUAUCGGCCGAUCGUUCCACAGCGCUGCCCUGACGACAACACUCGUCCUGCUUGGGGUCACUACCUUCCGGCUAGUGACUAGUGUUAAAUCUGUUUUUGUUUUUGCCAGUGAAUUAAAUUGAGAGUGUUUUCAAGUGGGAGAGGAAGAAGGCUCUGGUUCCUUCGUUCGUCGUGGUAUAUAUAUAUACACGUAACGGUUCCUUCGUUAUUUUCAAUUUUUUUUUUUCAUCGCGUGUGCGUUCUCGCGGGUCCACCAGUUCUUUCUCCCGGUGGAUCGAAUUAUAGGAGGAUCGAUCCUUUUUGGUGUUCGAUACGGAUUGACCGUCCGCGCGGGUCCAUUUCAUUUCUCUCGCGUGGAACACAAGGGGAAAAAAGUCGAAACGAAAGGGAAAGAGGAACGGAGAGAAAGAGAAAGAGAGAAAAGGUAUAUAGGGAAGAAAAGCAGAGAGAGGCUUCCUUAGCCGACCCGCUGGGCGGCAUUCAGUAUCGGUGGUGUGGUGAGUGUGCCGUGAUUAGCGUCGGGCGAAGUUGUGUGUCGUUGUACAGUGCCGCCAAACGAUACCACAACAUCCGAUCCCAAAUGAAGAGUUCGGAGCAAAAUGGUUAGAGAGACACGUCACCUGUGGGUUGGAAAUCUGCCGGAAAACAUCCGAGAGGAUCGCAUACGAGAACAUUUCAAACGGUAUGGACGCGUGCAAAGCGUCAAGCUGCUGCCGCGGGGCGAAGAAUGCCCCGUGGAUGGAGGUACCGGUGGUUCCCUUGGAGAAGGCAACGAGGGUGGUUCCGGUUCCAGUUCUGGGAACGGUGGCAGUGGCGGGGGUAGCGGUUCCUCGAGCAGCACCGGGGGUGCCUCCGCGACGGUGGCGUUCAUGGAUAUCAAGUCCGCAGCGAAGGCCCACGCGACUGAGCAUACCUUGGACGAACGAGCCCUUACCACACAAUACUACGAACCACAACAUCUUCAGCACAGGUUUCCCUCGCACGGGUAA
Molecule: messenger RNA, 1603 nt
Organism: Nomia melanderi (Alkali bee)
Lineage: Eukaryota; Metazoa; Arthropoda; Insecta; Hymenoptera; Halictidae
Source: RefSeq, a predicted model, not a curated record